Messenger RNA from Lolium perenne, 1328 nucleotides. RefSeq names its product L-type lectin-domain containing receptor kinase IX.1-like. The record is from RefSeq and is a predicted model, not a curated record. Gene Ontology annotation, biological process: protein phosphorylation. Gene Ontology annotation, molecular function: ATP binding; protein kinase activity. Lineage: Eukaryota; Viridiplantae; Streptophyta; Magnoliopsida; Poales; Poaceae.
CACUGGACUAAUUGCAGGGCUAGUUUCCGCGGGUAUGUUCGUACUAUUUGCCAUAGCCACAUGGCUCGGCUACCGCCAAUAUCGGCAAAGGAAGAGUAUAUCAUCUAAAGAUGCAGACAUCCCUCUCGAAGACAUGGACACCGAGUUUCAAAGAGGGGCGGGGCCUCGGAGAUUCAGGUAUAGCGAGUUGUUGCGGGCGACACGAAGAUUCUCUGACGAGGAGAAGCUCGGCGAGGGCGGGUUCGGGGCAGUCUAUCGAGGGUUAUUGCGUGACGAGGGGCUCCAGGUGGCUAUCAAGAGAGUCUCCAAGACGUCGAGUCAGGGGAGGAGGGAGUACAUCGCAGAAGUGACCAUCAUCGGCCGGCUGAGGCAUCGCAACCUUGUCCAGCUCAUCGGGUGGUGCCAUAAAGCCGACGAGCUCCUCCUUGUCUACGAGCUCAUGACGAAUGAUAGUCUUGAUGUCCAUCUGUACAAUUCAGAGAAAAUCCUAACGUGGGCAAUCAGACACAAGAUCAUUCUUGGCAUUGGGUCUGCACUGAUGUACCUGCAUCAAGAGUGGGAGCAGUGUGUGGUGCACCGGGACAUCAAGCCCAGCAAUGUGAUGCUCGACUCGUUGUUCAACGCCAAGCUGGGGGACUUUGGCCUCGCGCGCCUCGUCGACCAUAGCCGGGACGCACACACGACAGCGGUGAUUGCUGGCACCAGGGGCUACAUGGACCCUAUGUAUGCGGUGAGCAGCAGGGCUAGCGCCGAGACCGAUGUAUACAGCUUCGGGGUCGUCCUCCUCGAGGUAGCCUGCGGCAGGAGGCCCGUCGUCCAGCAGGAGGACGAGAGCAGGGUCCUGAUUGUCGAUUGGGUCUGGGAGCUGUACGGGACGGGGAAGCUCCUGGAUGCUGCAGAUGCGAGGCUUGACGGUGAGUUCGACGCGUGUGAGGUGGAGCGUGUGAUGGUCGUCGGUUUAUGGUGCGUGCACCCGGACUACGGCUGCAGGCCAUCCAUCCGGCAAGCCAUGAGCGUGCUCCAGCUCGAGGCGCCGCUUCCGAACCUCCCGCUGGAGAUGCCAGUGGCUAUAUAUGUGGCCCCGGGUGGAGGAUAUGGGUCAAGCUACACGUCCCUGAAUGGAAGCUACAACACCAGCGGACAGUCGUCGGCAAGUGACCGGACAGUGAAGAGCCAUUCUUUUGCCGCUACCGGCACGAGGAGCGAGAGCGACGUCACCAAGCUGAUGAAUCAGGCCACCGGCACGACCGAGCAUGUUCAGUUUACGAACUACACUUCCUAGCAUGUAUGUGACUUAAUUCUUAUCUCUAGGAACUACUCCCUCUGUU